UCCUUGUCAAGAUAAUAUGAUCUGCUUUCACUCCUAAUGAAAUUGUUUCAAUCUGGUGUCACACACUCCUUCCAAGUAUUCUGUUUAUAAAUUAUAAUGAAAAUAUUUGGUUGAUGAUAAACACCAGCUUGGGUUUCACGUCAACACCCUUAUUAUAAAUACCUUAGGUUCUCUAUUUGUACUAUAAAUACCACUCAUCUUCACCAUUACUCUAAAUUGACACAUUCCCUCCUCUUGUUUUCUCUGCCUAUCUUCUUAAUGGGAGAUAACAAUGUGAACCUUCCACCGGGGUUUCGAUUUUAUCCAACAGAUGAAGAGCUUGUGGUCCAUUUUCUUCAUAGAAAGGCAGCACUCUUACCUUGCCACCCUGAUGUCAUCCCUGAUCUUGAUCUCUAUCCUUAUGAUCCUUGGGAACUUGAUGGUAGAGCGUUGGCAGAGGGAAAUCAAUGGUACUACUACAGCAGGAGAAUACAGAGUAGGGUGACUGAGAAUGGAUAUUGGAAAGCAACGGGAAUGGAAGAACCAGUGAUGACAAGCUCAAGCAACAAGAGAGUUGGCAUGAAGAAAUACUUUGCGUUUCAUCUUGGUGAAUCCCCUUCUGCUAUCAAAACAAAUUGGAUAAUGCAAGAAUAUUGCCUUUCCGAUUAUUCUGCUUCCUCUAGCAGAUCCUCCAAAAGAAAAUCAGAUUAUAGUAAAUGGGUGAUAUGUCGUGUUUAUGAACGCAAUGGAGAUGAUGAUGAUGGAACGGAGCUCUCCUGUUUGGAUGAAGUUUUCUUGUCACUCGAUGAUCUUGAUGAAAUAAGCUUACCAAAUUAAAUUAAUCAAGCUAGAUAGCUGCAUUAAUUAGUAUAAUCCAAAAUGGAUAUAAUUAUUAAGUAUAUAGCAGUGUGAUGUUGCAAGUAUAGGUAGGUUUAGAUUUCUAUAGCAGCCCUUUAACACAAGUGGAAGUGGGGCACUAUGUGAAAUUCAUGACCAAACAAUAUGUACUAUGACGUUAUGCUUUCAAAGAUUCCAUUUAUCA
This is a messenger RNA of Arachis stenosperma, 1021 nucleotides long. RefSeq names its product NAC domain-containing protein 104-like. The record is from RefSeq and is a predicted model, not a curated record. The transcript is spliced from 3 exons. Lineage: Eukaryota; Viridiplantae; Streptophyta; Magnoliopsida; Fabales; Fabaceae. Gene Ontology annotation, molecular function: DNA binding. The coding region runs from base 259 to 816 and encodes 185 amino acids. Gene Ontology annotation, biological process: regulation of DNA-templated transcription; system development.